AUCAACUGUAUCAUUAUGAUUUCGAGAUCUAUUAUUUUGACGUUCUUACACGCUAUAAAGAAAUAUAAGAGCAAACAUUAUUUAAACGGUAUGGAAGUUGACGAAAACAAUGCAGCAGCUCCAUCAGAGACACCAAUGGAAGUUGAUGAUGAUAAUGUUGAAAAAAAUUCUACCACCUCGACAAAUCCUUCAAGUGCCAUCAAAGUAAUGGCAUCUUCUGGUACCGUUGGAUCUGUAUCAAUUAGUCUGCAUCCUUUGGUUAUAAUGAAUGUUAGCGAACAUUGGACUAGACUUCGUGCUCAAGAAGGAACAGAUCAAUUGGUAUAUGGAGCAUUGAUUGGUAAACAGAAAGGACGUAAUAUAGAAAUUAUGAAUUCCUUUGAACUUAUGUUUACGUGCAUCGGAGAUGAUGUUAUAAUCGACAGAGAUUAUUAUAAUACCAAAGAAGAGCAGUUUAAGCAAGUGUUUAGUGAAAUGGAUUUUUUGGGGUGGUACACAACAGGAGAUAUGCCUAACGAAAGGGACAUUAGAGUGCACAAACAGCUUUGCGAAAUCAAUGAAAGCCCUGUGUUAUUAAAACUUGAUCCCAGACCAAAAAACACAGAUCAAUUGUCCGUUUCUAUGUACGAGUCGGUAAUUGAUUUGGUUAAUGGAGAAGCUACCAUGCUGUUUGUCCCGUUAACUUAUACGCUGGCAACAGAAGAGGCAGAAAGAAUUGGUGUCGAUCAUGUAGCGAGAAUGUGCAGUAACGAUCAAGGAGAAAGCUCAUUAGUUGCGGAACAUCUAACUGCACAGCAUAGUGCUAUAAAGAUGCUGCAUUCGCGGGUGAAAUUGGUAUUGAAAUACGUACAGGCAGUACAGAGCGGUGAAAUAAAAGGAAACCACGAAGUGCUGAGAGCCGCUUGUUCUCUGGGACAUCGGUUACCAGUUUUAAAUAAUCCAAAAUUCAAAGCUGAUUUUUAUAAUCAAUGCAAUGAUUUUGGUCUGAUGACUUAUCUUGGCAUCAUAACGAAAGAUUGCAAUAAUAUUAAUCAAUUUGUUAAUAAAUUCAAUAUUUUGUACGAUAGACAAGGAGUAGGCCGUCGUUUACGAUGUCACUUUUUGUGAUGAGUGAAUAGAAGCCAUUGUUUUUUUUUUACAAUUGUCUUUUUUUACUCCUUACAAUUGUAGUAAACUAUUUUCGGAAUAUGAAGGAUUGAAACUGGUAAAGUUUGUCGUUGAUGAGUAAUCUUAAUUCCAUAAUUGAUAUUGCCUCUCUUAUAAAAUAAAGGUAAAAAAAUCAGUUGAAUCAUUGUACUGGUUAACACCUGACAAACAGAUAAACUAUAUUGUCAUUGUUCUACGAUAGUGGAAGACAUGUUACGAUUGUUAUGUUGUUUUCUUUCAUUUGAAUACAUUAUAUGUUAUAUGACUGA
This is a messenger RNA of Megalopta genalis, 1415 nucleotides long. The record is from RefSeq and is a predicted model, not a curated record. NCBI's taxonomy places the organism in Eukaryota, Metazoa, Arthropoda, Insecta, Hymenoptera, Halictidae.